This is a messenger RNA of Aspergillus alliaceus, 8580 nucleotides long. RefSeq names its product putative translational activator. Bases 1 to 8580 code for a protein of 2859 amino acids. The transcript has 10 exons. Gene Ontology annotation, biological process: regulation of translation; cellular response to amino acid starvation; translation. NCBI's taxonomy places the organism in Eukaryota, Fungi, Ascomycota, Eurotiomycetes, Eurotiales, Aspergillaceae. Gene Ontology annotation, molecular function: structural constituent of ribosome; protein kinase regulator activity. Gene Ontology annotation, cellular component: ribosome; cytosol; cytosolic large ribosomal subunit. The record is from RefSeq and is a predicted model, not a curated record.
AUGGACGAUUUUCCAUGGGAUCAGGUACAAUCUGGUAAUCUGGAGAGCCUGAUUGUCGUUCUCUUUUCGAGUUCGACAUCUCUCAGAAUUCGUGCUCUCCAGGAACUUCGCGAGAGAAUCGGGUCGGAUCUCCCACAACAAACCCGUGAACCUCUCCUUGGGCUCCUCUUCAAGACCUAUCCUCUCUAUGUCGAUCGUCCCUCUCGCCAAGCCGUCCAGCAAUGUCUCCGCUCGCUUCUCAAGGCUCCCGUCCCGACCGACAACCUGAAAUAUCUCACACAAAGGCUGCAAGCUGAGGCAUCCAAACCUGCAUUGGCGCCCGCUUCUGCACUUGUGUUGCUGGAAUGGUGCUCAGUUACCUUUCAGGCUCUGAGCAAUGAUCCUGAAAUACCGCUCUCAACUGUUUUGGACGUCAUUGCGGCGGAUGCAAAGCUAUUUGAGACCUGUUUGGCGUCGGGCCCCAGACUGCCAGUGAAACAAUCGGCUCUGAGAGUCACGAGGCGUGCUCUACGGGCCGUUUUCUCGUCCGACACAUGGGGCGACGAUGCCAUCCGCCAGUCUAUUCGUCGAUUGACUAGCGAUGCGACUUCAGGACAGAAGAACUCACCCUUUCUAGGUGUCAUCUCCGGCGUGUGCGCCCGUCUUCCGACCAAAAGGCCUAUCUUGGAGGAGGAAAAGAAGUCGAUUAUCACUUUCUAUGUCAAGGAAUUAGUUGGAUCGAAAUCGGUGCCGCCGGCUCACAUUGCAGAUGCUCUCUCCGACUUUUUCGUCUCCUUCGUUUCCUACGAGGAUGUGAUGUCCGAUAUAGUACCGCCAUUGGAGAAAUCCAUUCUGCGUUCCCCCGAAGUAGUCCUUAGUGGGCUUGUGCCUUCACUGUGCUCUUCACUGCCCGAACAGAUGGACUUAUCAGAGAUGCUGCAUGCAAAGCUGUUGAAACACCUCCUCUCCAACAUGAAGUCGAACAAUCCAGCCAUAAGGCAGGGUGCUGUCCAGUCGUUCAAGUCGUUGCUCUCACGAUCCAAGACUGAGAGCCUACUUCUUAAAGUCACAAGCGAAGUUGUCGGUCCUUUGAAGACCCAGAAAAUCACGAACCCAGAGCAGCGCGCCGCCUACGCUCAGGCACUCGCUGCUACGCUGCCUUCUACAGAUAUCUCGAAGGAGGUAGUCCAGGGGUUUGUUCCUGUAUUCACACGAGAAUCCAACGAAGCUGCACUGGAACAGGGAAUCAAAGCAUUUAGUAAACACCUUGCAUUCCUCGUCCAAAACAAGGUAAAGGCCAGCGACGAUGUCGUGAACGCCAUCGUGAAGGGAGUUGCAGAAAAGAGAAUUCCAUUCCGAAAGCUUUGGCAGCUCAACGUCGGAGAUUUGCUCUGGAAUGCCGAUGCCGCAGCCCUGGUUAGUGCUGAGGUUGAGCCGUUUGUGACUAAAUUUAUGAGUAAAAUGAAGGACCUCUUCAACGAGGUGUCUUCUAACCCCUUACCGUCGGCUCAAAGCGGCUCGUUGUCAACAGCCUAUAUCUUUCUCGCACUUGCUGAGCGCUUAUCUACGGUACAAGGCUUCGACAAGGCCGUAUGGGAAGAUUUGGUGGCCCAGAUGAUGGUGCUGAGCCCAAAGCCAUCUCUACUUCUAAACCCCAAAGCCUACUCAAAGUUAACCACUCAAGCAGAGGCCGAAUGGGUUACCAGGACGCUUGCAGCUGUUUCCUCUGGAGCUACAUUCGAGAGCACAGAAGACGCAGCUAAGCUCGCGUGGGGUCAGGCUUUUAUCUAUGCUAUCACCAUUCCCGGCCUCCAUUCAAACUUCAGAGAACAUUCCGCUAGUGUGCUGUCUGGAAUCCAUAUUAGGCGUGUAGGAUUCAUUGGUCGCAUCAUCACAAAUGCUUUAUGGGCUUGGAUACUUUCUCUGAGAACUGGCGAGAAAGAAUCUGCGCCGGUUUCUGCAGGACCCGAAAGCCUGAGGUUCCUUCAUUUGGUUUCAAGAGCCAUUUGUCCACCUGCUUCAAGCCUCCAGGACUCGGAGGGAGUCGCUUUAGAAUUGAAAAACCAGCUUUUGGAGCUCAUCGUCAUUUGCCGCCCAGAGCUGAUACCCAGUGUUUCCUGGAUUGCGCUAUGCCUGAGAACUGGCAUUGACCCUGGCAAUCUCGUCCGCGAAUUUCCCGAUGAGUCUAUGAAUCAACUGACUCGGGUACAUGAAGAUCCAGUACAGUCCAGGGUUCCUGAGGUAGAUGCUGCUAUCUGGAGCGCAGCCGGAGAAUUGGCUUUCGUGGCACCUGACGUUAUGGUUCCCCGGCUCGUGGCCCAAAUCAAAGAUGACUUGGAUGUCUCUCGAGUAUCCAAGUUCACUCCAACCGACGUUGCCAUCGCUCGGACCCCAGAAGGCACCAUGUUCGUUGAUGUUCUUAGCACUAAGUCCAAGUCGGCUUUCGACAAGAACACCAAAGACUAUGACAUUCUCAAGUGGGAAGAGGAGUUACGAGCACAAUUGGCAGAAAAAACGGGUCAGAAACAGAAGAAACUGACUGCGGAUGAGCAGUCUAAAGUCAAAGCCCAACUUGCAAAGGAGUCGAAGAUUCGUGAAGAAGUCCUGCGGGAAGUGAAAAGGAUCGAAAGAGGCGCUGGAAUUAUGCGAGGUCUUGCAAGUAAUCCGGCAGUCGAAGCGGAUGGCUGGAUUAAUACUGCUGUGGGCUCUCUGCUGUCUCUUGUGCAGGCUGGUGCAGGCUUAUUUGCUGGCGAUGUCGUCUCCAGAGCCUAUCUUAAGUGCGCGGAGAAGAUAUCUUCGCGUCUGGGCCCUUUGCGGCCCUUUGUGGGUGUUGCGACCCUGCGAGCACUUGGCAAGAGCCAACUUUCUCCUGAGAUGGAUGCAGAGCCCCUUGGACAACUUGUAACAAGGAUUCUCUAUCGCAUGCGGUUUGCCUCCGAACAACGCCCUUUUGAUGUCACAUCUCUGGCGUACAUACUUCCCUUAGUUCUCCUUGUUCUUGGUCGGAAUGGAAUUGAUGAAAAAAAGGGAGAGGCAGAAGGUGAACAGGUGCUACUUGCGGUUGAGUUCUUGUCCUUCCAUUCGGGCUCAUUUACCGAUGAUCGUCUUCCUCGUGCUGAAGUCCUAGAUCACUUGCUCACUUCAAUGCAAAAGUAUACCCAGCAUUAUAAGUUGAUUAAAGACACCCUGUUCGAUUUCUGCAGGUGCAUAUCACCCAAAAUUAGCAGCAAUGAACUAGAUAUCCUCCUGAAAGGCGCCAUUGUGCCAGAUACAUCUGUCCGAACCGCGGUACUGCAGGCCAUCGAUGCCGAGAUCGACUUGACUGAUCUAGACUUCUCUGAACACAUCUGGCUCGAAUGCCAUGACCACGUGGAAGAGAAUGCCGAAAUGGCUGAGACAAUUUGGGAAGAUAAUGCACUAGAAGUUGACGACUCCUCGUACGGAAAGAUUAUCCCAUAUCUUGCUUCGAAGGACUCGCAGCUCCGAGGUGCUGCUGCUCGUGCCUUGGCACAUGCCCUUGAGCCCAAUCCAGCUAAGUUUGGUGAGAUCGUUUCGGAACUACAAACUACGUACGAAAGAGAGGCUACGCCUAAAGCGCCUGAGAAGGAUAUGUACGGCAUGCCCAAGAAAAUGGAUAUGUCUGAUCACUGGGAAUUCCGUAGCGGUAUUGCACUGGCUUUCACUGCUAUGACCAAAGGGUUUGAGGGCGAACAGAUUGUCUCUUUCCUCAGAUUCCUGAUCGAAAGAGGGCCUCUUAUUGAUCGAAGCUCUGUGGUCAGAGCUCAGAUGGCGGAUAGCGGCAGAUCUGUCAUCGCCGAACGCGGCAAGUACAAGGUUGAGGAGUUAAUGAAUAUCUUAGAAACAACAUUGGAAACAUCAGACAAGGGAAGUGAAACCUCCGACCUUCUCAAUGAAGCCGUGGUAGUCCUUUAUGGCUCUCUAGCCCGGCAUCUUAAAGCGGACGAUCCGCGUCUGCAAACAGUUAUCAAGAGACUCCUUGCUACUCUUCCGACUCCUUCUGAAUCUGUUCAAUCUGCUGUUUCUGAGUGUCUUCCACCUCUCAUCAGACUGUCAGGCUCUCAAAGUGCGGGAUACGUCCAGGAGAUGCUGGACCAGCUUCUACAGUCCAAGAAGUAUGCCACUCAACGCGGAGCAGCUUAUGGACUUGCUGGCAUUGUCAGCGGGAGAGGUGUAUUCUCCUUACGAGAGUUCCAGAUCAUGUCCCAUCUUCGCGCCGCCACAGAAAACAAGAAGGAACCAAACCAGAGACAAGGUGCUUUACUGGCUUACGAACUGUUUGCGACAAUUCUUGGUCGUACUUUUGAACCAUAUGUUAUUCAAAUCGUACCCCAGCUUCUAGCUAGCUUUGGUGAUCCCAAUGCCGAUGUUCGUGACGCCUGCCUUGAUGCGGCAAAAGCUUGCUUUUCCAAUCUCAGCUCUUAUGGUGUCAAGAAAAUCCUGCCUACUCUUCUCGAUGGUCUUGAUGAUACGCAAUGGCGCAGUCAGAAGGGUGCUUGUGAUUUGCUGGGUGCAAUGGCUUAUCUUGAUCCGCAGCAGCUAGCAGCUAGCUUGCCUGCUAUUAUUCCCCCGCUCACGAUUGUCCUCAAUGAUACGCACAAGGAAGUGCGUAACGCUGCAAAUCGGAGUCUCCAACGUUUCGGUGAGGUAAUCAGCAACCCAGAGAUCAAGAGCCUGGUUAGCGUGCUUCUGAAGGCACUGAGUGAUCCAACAAAGCAUACGGACGAGGCUUUGGAUUCCCUUAUCAAGGUUUCAUUCGUUCAUUAUCUGGAUGCUCCUUCUUUGGCACUUGUUGUUCGUAUCUUGGAGCGUGGUCUUGGCGACAGAUCGAAUACAAAGCGGAAGUCUGCGCAGAUUAUCGGAAGUUUGGCUCAUCUUACCGAGCGCAAAGAUCUCACAUCGCACUUGCCAAUCAUUGUAUCCGGAUUGCAGCUGGCUAUCGUCGAUCCUGUGCCCACUACUCGUGCUACUGCGUCCAAGGCCCUUGGGUCACUUAUCGAGAAGCUCGGAGAAGAUGCUCUUCCCGACCUCAUUCCUAAUCUCAUGUCUACGCUCAAGUCUGAUACGGGUGCCGGUGAUAGAUUGGGAUCUGCUCAAGCCCUUUCAGAGGUUUUGGCAGGCUUGGGUACGACAAGACUCGAGGAGACGCUGCCUACUAUAUUGCAGAACGUCUCCAGCUCCAAACCCGCUGUUCGUGAAGGCUUCAUGACUCUCUUUAUCUUCCUUCCGGCCUGUUUCGGUAACAGCUUCGCUACUUACCUGGGCAAGAUUAUCCCGCCUAUCCUCUCUGGUCUGGCUGAUGAUGUCGACUCCAUCCGCGAAACCUCCCUUAAAGCUGGUCGUUUACUGGUUAAGAACUUUUCUUCCAAGGCUAUUGACCUUCUUCUUCCAGAGCUCGAACGCGGCCUUGCGGACGACAGUUACCGUAUCCGGUUGAGCUCUGUUGAGCUGGUCGGUGAUCUGCUCUUCAGCAUCACUGGUAUCACAGCCAAGGCUGACAGCGAGGACGAGCCAGAAGAAGUUCAUCAAGCCGGACAGUCCUUGUUGGAGAUCCUUGGAGAAGAGAGAAGGAACAGGGUCCUAUCUGCCUUGUUCAUCUGUCGCUGCGAUACCUCGGGUCUUGUUAAGAGCGCAGCAUCGGGUGUUUGGAAGUCGCUUGUUGCAUCUCCUAGGACUCUUAAGGAUAUGGUGCCUACUCUCUCUCAAUUGAUUAUCCGUCGUCUUGGAUCCUCGAACAUGGAGCAGAAGGUCAUUGCCAGCAAUGCACUUGGAGAUCUUAUCAAGAAGGCCGGCGAAACCGUCCUCUCGACUUUGCUUCCUUCUCUUGAGGAAGGUCUCCAAACAUCGCCAGAUGUGGACGUUAAGCAAGGCAUCUGCAUUGCGCUGCGCGAGCUUAUUACCUCUGCAACUGUCGAAGCCCUUGAGGAUUACGAGAAAGUUCUCAUCUCUACCGUUCGGGUGGCUCUCGUUGAUAACGAUGAAGAUGUGCGCGAAGCUGCAGCAGAAGCUUUUGACGCCUUACAGCAAAUUCUGGGCAAGAAGGCUGUCGAUCAAGUUCUGCCUCACCUUCUGCUGCUGUUGAGGAACGAUGAGGAGGCUGAGCAAGCACUGUCGGCACUCUUGACUCUUCUCACCGAGCAAACUCGGGCCAACAUUAUCCUUCCCAACCUUAUCCCGACACUACUCACAUCUCCCAUCUCAUCUUUCAACGCCAAGGCACUUGCCUCCCUUGCCGAGGUGGCAGGCUCUGCGAUGACACGCAGGCUCCCCGCAAUCUUGAACGCUCUGAUGGACAAUAUCAUAUCGGCUACCGACGACUCGCUCCGCGAAGAAUUGGGCAACGCGUUUGAUACUGUCUUGAUAUCUGUGGAUGAAUUUGAUGGCUUGAACGCUGUUGUUAAUGUCAUGCUGUCACUACUGAAGCACGAUGAUCAUCUACGACGUGCUCAAGCAGCAGCCCACCUUACCAAGUUCUUCUCGGAUGCUACAAUCGACUACUCUAGGUACCACCAAGACUUGAUUCGUGUCUUGCUGGUUUCCUUCGAUGACAGCGACAAAGGUGUUGUCAAGGCUGCCUGGACGGCGCUGAGUGGCCUAACCUCCCAUAUGCGCAAAGAGGAAAUGGAGGUGCUGGCUAUCCCCACACGCCAGGCCCUGCGGGGAGUAGGUGUGCCCGGAGCCAACCUUCCUGGUUUCAGCUUGCCAAAGGGUAUCACCGCUAUAUUGCCGAUCUUCCUGCAGGCUCUUCUUAACGGCAGCGUUGAGCAGCGUACACAGGCAGCUCUUGCCAUUGGCGACGUCAUCGAUCGUACUGCAGCAGAUUCCUUAAAACUGUUCGUGACGCAGAUCACAGGUCCUCUCAUCCGAGUGGUGUCUGAACGUUCGGUAGAAAUUAAAUGCGCGAUCUUCUAUACUCUCAAUAAGCUUUUGGAGAAGAUCCCACUUGCUGUCAAGCCAUUCUUGCCUCAGCUACAGCGGACGUUUGCAAGGGGCCUGGCGGACACAACCAGUGAAACUCUGCGCAACAGGGCUGCCAAGGGUCUUGGAGUUUUGAUCACGCUGACUCCAAGAGUGGAUCCCCUUAUUGCCGAGCUUAUUACGGGAACCAAGACCGCCGACGUUGGCGUCAGGAAUGCGAUGAUGAAAGCCCUUCAAGAGGUGGUUGGCAAGGCUGGAGCCAACAUGAGUGAGGCUUCCAAGAACUCUAUCCUUGCGCUCAUCGAUGACGAUGCCAGCGCCCAAACCGUAGAUUCUGUGGCUAUUACGAACGCCAAGCUACUUGGUGCGUUGGUGAAGGUUCUUCCUUCAGCCAGUGCAACCUCUCUUAUCAAGAACCGUGUGCUUACACCACACCUUACGCAUGGAUCGGUUCUAGGACUCAACGCCUUGCUUGUUGAGUGCCCUUCGUCUUUGACUGAGAAUUUCGGCGCCGAAACGCUGUCGGUCAUCUGUCAGGGUGUUACGAAUAAGGAUACAUUCAUUGCCGACAACAGUGUUCUGGCGGCUGGAAAAUACCUAUUAGUCGAAGAUGAACACCGCAAUUUCGAGAAUAACAAGGCUAUCUUCGAAGCUUUGGCACCGUGCAUUCAGCCGGGCGCGCCCUCUGACACGCGUCGUUUAGCACUGGUUGUUAUGCGGACGGUCAGCCGACUUCAUCCGGAGUUAACUCGGCCUCAUCUGUCUCUGCUUGCACCCCCGAUCUUCGCCAGCGUUCGCGACGUUGUCAUUCCCGUGAAAUUGGCGGCCGAGGCUGCCUUUUUGGCUAUCUUCUCGGUCGUGGAGUCCGAGAGCGCUGUGUUUGAUAAAUAUAUGGCUGGGGCCGGGGCCGAACUUGCCCCGGGACCUAAGCGGAGCAUGUCGGAUUACUUCAAGCGAGUUGCGCUACGUCUGGCUAAUCAAUCUCGGGAACGCAAGGAAGCUGAAGGUGGCCAAGGAGGCCUGGGUCUGUCCAACGACGAAGUGGAUGAUGAGAAAGAAGUGGUCAACCUUCGCACCCAGAAGCGCCUGGCCGCCUCCGUGGUGGGCUGCGGCAAGCGCAAGAUUUGGCUCGACCCUAAUGAGAUGAAUGAGAUCUCCAACGCCAACUCCCGUCAGACCAUCCGCAAGCUCGUCAGCGAUGGCCUCAUCAUCCGCAAGCCCGUCACCAUGCACUCCCGCUCUCGUGCCCGUGAGCUCAACCUCGCCCGCAGAGAGGGCAGACACCGUGGUCUGGGUAAGCGUAAGGGUACCAAGGAGGCCCGUAUGCCCAGGUAUGCAGUUGGACCCUACUCCUUUCGUCGCUGCCAGAUCCUCUGGAUGCGCCGCAUGCGUGUUCUCCGUCGCCUCCUCGUCCGCUACCGUGCUGCUGGCAAGAUCGACAAGCACCUUUAUCACGAGCUCUACCACCUGAGCAAGGGUAACACCUUCAAGCACAAGCGCGCUCUUGUUGAGCACAUCCAAAAGGCCAAGGCUGAGAGACACCGUGAGCGUGUUCUCAAGGAGGAGAUGGACGCUAAGCGUGCCAAGAACAAGGCUCUCCGUGAGAGGCGUCAGGAGCGUCUCGAGGCUAAGCGCAAUGCUCUGGCCGGCGAGGCCCAGGAGUAA